AACAUGCAUCCUUUUGACUUCCUGACUGCCCUUUGCUUGGGAAUAGUCUCAGCUACUAUAGAGCUUGAUCAAAGUUUAGAUGCACAGUGGAUCCAGUGGAAGGAGACACAUGGAAAACAAUAUGGUGUGGUUGAAGAAUGCAGAAGAGCCGUGUGGGAGAAGAAUAUGAAAAUGAUUAUGCAGCACAAUAGGGAAUACCUUCAAGGGAAACAUAGCUUCUUGAUGGCAAUGAAUGGCUUUGGUGACAUGACCAAUGAAGAAUUCAGGCACAUGAUGAUUGGCCUUAAAAUCCAGAAGAAUGAGAAUGGGACAGUGUUUAAAGUCCCUUUCCCUGCUGGUAUCUCCUUACCUAUGAAUAGGAGACAGACACCUGAUAUUAGUCUUUGCAACUGGUGCCAUCGAAGGACAGAUAUUCCGGAAAUACGGCAAACGUGUUUCCUUGAGUGCGCAGAACCUCCUGGACUGCUCUCAGGCUGA
Molecule: messenger RNA, 477 nt
Organism: Leopardus geoffroyi (Geoffroy's cat)
Lineage: Eukaryota; Metazoa; Chordata; Mammalia; Carnivora; Felidae
Product: procathepsin L-like
Exons: 4
Coding region: 4-477 (157 amino acids)
Source: RefSeq, a predicted model, not a curated record